Messenger RNA from Impatiens glandulifera, 6067 nucleotides. Its product is annotated as callose synthase 10. The record is from RefSeq and is a predicted model, not a curated record. Gene Ontology annotation, cellular component: plasma membrane; 1,3-beta-D-glucan synthase complex. Bases 196 to 5919 code for a protein of 1907 amino acids. Lineage: Eukaryota; Viridiplantae; Streptophyta; Magnoliopsida; Ericales; Balsaminaceae. Gene Ontology annotation, molecular function: 1,3-beta-D-glucan synthase activity. The transcript has 51 exons. Gene Ontology annotation, biological process: (1->3)-beta-D-glucan biosynthetic process.
ACUGACUACUAAAGAAAAACAAACAUAAAGAAAGAAAGAAAGAGAAGAGAAGCCCUCAUUUUUGAAUCUCCACUUGAAAGAGAGAAAACACAUCUGAUUAGAUCUGAUACAUCUGAUUUCUUCAUACAGAUCCGAUUCAUCGAUUCCAUAACUGAGUUCUUCUUCUUACUAGGGUUUUGAGUUCCUAUCUAGAAGAUGGGAAGGCCCUCCGAGAAUUGGGAGCGGCUGGUACGUGCGACUCUCCGGCGGGAGAAGCUUCGCCAGUCCGGCCAAGGCCAUGAGAGGAUUCCUAGCGGUAUCGCUGGCUCUGUUCCUCCGUCACUCACUCGUGCCACCAACAUUGACUUGAUACUUCAAGCUGCUGAUGAGAUUCAGUCCGAGGAUCCCAAUAUCGCUAGAAUUCUUUGCGAGCAAGCAUAUACCAUGGCACAAGAUCUGGAUCCUAAUAGUAAUGGUAGAGGGGUUCUUCAGUUUAAGACUGGCUUGACAUCUUUAAUCAAGCAAAAGCUUGCCAAGAAAGAUGGAGCUCGAAUAGACCGUCAUCAUGAUGUUGAACGUUUGUGGGAAUUUUACCAAAAUUACAAGAGUCGACAUAGGGUUGAUGAUCUCCAAAGAGAGGAGCAAAACUUGCGAGAAUCUGGAACUUUUAGUACUAACAUGACAGAAUUAGAGCUUAGAUAUUCAGAAAUGAGGAAGGUAUUUAUGACAAUGAGGGCUCUUGUUGAGGUGAUGGAGGCCUUAAGUAGUAAAGAUGCUGCACCUGAUGGGGUUGGAAGACUUAUUAUGGAAGAGUUGCGAAGGAUAAAAAGAUCAGGUGCAACAUUGGAAAGGGAACUUACACCAUACAAUAUUGUUCCUCUUGAUGCACCAUCAUUAACCAAUGCAAUUGGCACAUUUCCAGAAAUUAAAGGGGCCAUUUCAGCUUUAAAAUACACUGAGCUGUUUCCAAGACUUCCUGCUGAUUUUCAACAUUCUGGAGAGCGGGAUGUGGACAUGUUUGAUCUUCUAGAAUAUGUGUUUGGUUUUCAGAGAGAUAAUGUAAGGAAUCAACGAGAGAAUGUGGUACUUACUAUAGCAAAUGCACAAUCACGACUUGGAAUACCUGUCGAUGCUGAUCCGAAGAUAGACGAAAGAGCUAUUACAGAGGUUUUCAAGAAGGUAUUGGACAACUACAUUAAAUGGUGCAAAUAUUUGCGGAUACGCAUUGUAUGGAACAGCUUGGAAGCAAUAAACAGGGAAAGGAAGCUCUUUUUAGUUUCUCUGUAUUUCCUCAUAUGGGGAGAAGCUGCAAAUGUCCGUUUCCUUCCUGAGUGCAUUUGCUACAUAUUCCACCAUAUGGCAAGGGAGUUGGAUAGUAUUCUGGAUCAUGGUGAAGCAACUCGUUCUACAACCAGCUGCCAGCUGGAAGAUGGCUCAGUGUCCUACCUCACUAAAGUGAUCUGUCCCAUAUAUAAAACAAUGUCAGAGGAGGCUGCUAGAAAUAAUAAUGGGAAAGCUGCACACUCUGCAUGGAGGAAUUAUGACGACUUCAAUGAGUAUUUCUGGUCGCCUACAUGCUUUGAAUUGGGUUGGCCUAUGAAGCCGAAUUCAUCAUUUCUAUUGAAACCAACACCGAAGAGGAGGACGGGGAAGAGCUCUUUUGUGGAGCACCGGACUUUCCUUCACUUAUAUAGAAGUUUCCAUAGAAUGUGGAUAUUUCUUGUAAUAAUGUUCCAGGCUCUAACGAUGAUAGCCUUCAAUGGGGGAAAACUCAAUAUAGACACGUUUAAAACUGUGCUUAGUGUUGGACCAACCUAUGCCAUCAUGAACUUCUUAGAGAGUCUUCUGGAUGUGGUGCUUACUUUUGGGGCUUACACUACAGCUAGAGGAAUGGCUAGAUCAAGAAUCGUCAUUAGGUUUAUCUGGUUUGGCUUGAGCUCUGUCUUUGUGACAUAUAUGUACUUGAAGCUGAUGAGAGAAAGAAAUAGGUCGUUUUCGGAAUCCCUUUAUUUCCGGGUCUACAUUCUUGUGUUGGGUGUAUAUGCAGCUUUACGUCUUGUGUUCGCCAUGUUGCUCAAAUUACCAGCAUGUCAUACUUUGUCAGAAAUGUCUGAUCAAUCAUUCUUUCAAUUUUUCAAAUGGAUUUAUCAGGAGCGAUAUUUUGUUGGUCGUGGCCUUUAUGAAAGGAUGAGUGAUUAUUUACGGUAUGUGCUAUACUGGUUGGUGAUUUUUGCUUGCAAAUUCACGUUUGCAUACUUUCUUCAGAUUAGACCACUUGUCACGCCCACCCAAAUAAUAAUGAAUCUUCCGCCACUUCAGUACUCUUGGCAUGAUUUAAUAUCAAAAAAUAACAACAACUUUUUGACGGUCAUCAGUCUCUGGGCACCUGUUGUGGCUAUCUAUCUUAUGGAUAUUCUCAUAUGGCAUACACUUUUAUCAGCAAUAGUGGGUGGAGUAAUUGGUGCGAGGGAUCGCCUUGGAGAGAUCCGUACACUAGAUAUGGUGCACAAAAGAUUUGACAGUUUCCCAGAAGCUUUCACCAAGAAUCUUGUCUCUUCUCAAACGAAACGGAUACCAUUCAACUUGCAGACACCUCAGGCUCCUCAUGAUAACAAUAAGAUAUAUGCAGCCAUAUUUUCCCCAUUUUGGAAUGAAAUAAUUAAGAGCUUGCGGGAGGAAGAUUUCAUAAGCAAUAGGGAGAUGGAUUUGCUAGCUAUGCCAAGCAACUCUGGCAGUCUGAGAUUAGUUCAAUGGCCUUUAUUUCUUCUAAGCACCAGGAUCUUGCUAGCAGUAGAUUUGGCAGUGGAUUGCAGAGAUACGCAAGCAGAUCUCUGGAACAGAAUAUGCAGAGAUGAAUACAUGGCAUAUGCUGUUCAAGAGUGUUACUACAGUAUUGAAGCUAUUUUGCAUUCCUUGGUUGACAAUGAAGGAAGACUUUGGGUUGACCGUAUAUUUCGUGAAAUUAACAGCAGUAUGCUAGAGGGUUCUCUUGUUAUAACAUUGCAUUUUAAGAAGCUGAAUAUGGUUCUCUCCAGAUUUACUGCUCUCACUGGGCUUCUGAUACGGAAUGAAUCUCCUGAACUUGCGAAAGGGGCUGCCAAAGCCAUGCAUGAAUUUUAUGAGGUUGUUUCUCAUGAACUAUUGUCAUCUGAUUUAAGGGAGCAGCUUGACACAUGGAACAUAUUAGCUAGGGCAAGAAAUGAAGGGCGACUCUUCUCUAAAAUUGAAUGGCCUAAGGAUCCUGAAAUAAAGGAGCAGGUGAAGCGCUUGCAUCUACUUCUUACAGUGAAGGAUUCUGCUGACAAUAUUCCUAAGAAUCUAGAGGCACAAAGAAGAUUGCAAUUUUUCACUAAUUCCUUAUUUAUGGCCAUGCCUCCCGCAAAAGCAGUUGCUGAGAUGAUGCCGUUCAGUGUUUUCACUCCGUAUUACAGUGAGACUGUUCUUUAUAGUUCCUCUGAGCUGCGAGUAGAAAACGAAGAUGGAAUAUCUAUAUUAUUCUACCUUCAGAAGAUUUUUCCUGAUGAAUGGGACAACUUUUUGGAACGUAUUGGCCAAGGAGAGACUGCUGCUGAUGAACUUCAGAAGAGCUCUAGUGAUGCCUUGGAGCUUCGAUUUUGGGCAUCUUACAGAGGCCAAACUCUAGCUAGGACAGUGCGUGGAAUGAUGUAUUAUAGAAGGGCAUUAAUGCUGCAGAGUUUUCUGGAGGAUAGAUCUUUGGCUGGGGACAGCAACCCACGUUCAACCUUCCCUUCAGUACAAGGAUUUGAAAUGUCACGCGAAGCUCGGGCACAAGCUGAUAUAAAAUUUACUUAUGUUGUCUCUUGCCAAAUCUACGGGCAACAAAAACAGCGAAAAGCACCUGAGGCUAAUGACAUUGCGCUGUUGUUGCAAAGGAAUGAAGCUCUCCGUGUCGCUUUCAUACAUGUGGAAGAGAGUGGUGCUCCUGAUGUAAAAGAUUCUAAGGAAUACUUCUCAAAGCUUGUCAAAGCUGAUGGAAAUGGAAAAGAUCAAGAAAUAUAUUCUAUUAAACUUCCUGGAGAUCCAAAACUUGGUGAAGGGAAGCCUGAAAAUCAAAACCAUGCCAUCGUAUUCACUCGUGGUGAAGCUGUUCAGACUAUUGACAUGAAUCAGGAUAAUUAUCUAGAAGAGGCCAUGAAAAUGAGAAAUCUCCUCGAGGAAUUCAAGGCAGAUCACGGUCUUCGCCCUCCAACAAUUCUCGGUGUUAGAGAGCAUGUAUUUACAGGAAGUGUGUCUUCAUUAGCUUGGUUUAUGUCUAAUCAGGAAACAAGCUUUGUCACAUUAGGCCAGCGUGUUUUGGCAAAGCCACUCAAAGUUCGUAUGCACUAUGGACAUCCUGAUGUUUUUGAUCGCAUCUUUCAUAUUUCUCGAGGAGGUAUUAGCAAGUCCUCUCGUGUUAUCAACAUUAGUGAAGAUAUAUAUGCAGGGUUCAAUUCUACAUUGAGACAGGGAAAUAUUACUCAUCAUGAGUACAUUCAGGUUGGUAAAGGAAGAGAUGUAGGGUUAAACCAAAUUGCACUAUUUGAAGGUAAAGUUGCUGGUGGAAAUGGAGAGCAAGUUCUGAGUAGGGAUAUAUACAGGCUUGGACAGCUAUUUGAUUUUAUUAGAAUGCUGUCCUUUUACUUCACAACUGUUGGCUUCUAUGUCUGCACAAUGAUGACAGUUCUUACGGUAUACACCUUCUUAUAUGGGAGAGCUUAUCUGGCCUUUUCUGGACUGGACCGUGGAAUUGCAAAUGCCGGUAAAAGGCUGGGAAGCACUGCUCUGGAUGCAGCUCUAAAUACUCAAUUUUUGGUCCAGAUUGGAAUUUUUACUGCUGUUCCGAUGAUAAUGGGUUUUAUACUUGAGUUAGGAUUAUUGAAGGCUAUUUUCAGUUUUAUCACAAUGCAGCUGCAGCUAUGUUCUGUCUUUUUCACAUUCUCACUAGGAACUAGAACACAUUAUUUUGGGCGUACAAUUCUACACGGUGGUGCAAAAUAUAGAGCAACUGGCCGUGGCUUUGUUGUGCAGCACAUCAAAUUUGCAGAUAAUUACAGGCUGUACUCAAGAAGUCAUUUUGUGAAAGCGUUGGAAGUGGCUCUGCUGCUUAUAGUUUAUAUUGCUUAUGGAUAUGCAAAAGGAGGGGCUGUUUCAUAUGUCUUGGUUACUUUUAGCAGUUGGUUUCUUGUCAUCUCAUGGUUGUUUGCUCCUUAUAUCUUCAACCCAUCUGGUUUUGAGUGGCAGAAGACAGUUGAGGACUUUGAUGACUGGACGAGCUGGCUAAUGUACAAAGGUGGUGUUGGGGUAAAGGGGGAGCACAGCUGGGAAUCUUGGUGGGACGAAGAACAGGCUCAUAUCCAAACAUUACGAGGACGGAUACUGGAAACUAUCUUAAGCUUGAGGUUCUUCAUGUUUCAAUAUGGCAUUGUGUACAAACUCAAUCUUACAGGAAAAAAUACAUCGCUUGCACUUUAUGGCUUUUCAUGGGUUGUGUUGGUAACGAUUGUUCUCAUAUUCAAGAUGUUCACUUUUACACCAAGGAAGUCUACAAAUUUCCAAUUGAUGAUCCGAUUUCUGCAAGGAGUUUUAUCUCUGUUAUUAAUCACAGCACUAUGCCUCGUUGUGGCCUUCACAAAUCUUACAAUUGUGGACUUGUUUGCCUGCAUUCUCGCUUUCAUUCCAACUGGUUGGGCUAUUUUAAGUCUGGCAAUUGCAUGGAGGAGAGUAGUUUGGACACUUGGGCUGUGGGAUUCGGUUAGGGAGUUUGCGAGAAUGUACGAUGCUGGAAUGGGAAUGAUUAUAUUUGCACCAGUGGCAAUAUUGUCUUGGUUCCCAUUUGUUUCCACGUUUCAAUCUCGCCUCCUCUUUAACCAGGCAUUUAGUCGCGGUUUGGAGAUUUCUCUCAUUCUUGCGGGGAACAAAGCCAAUGUAGACAUGAUGUAGACUAAAUAAGUUUUCCAUAUAGUCAUUGUAAUUUUAUUUUUUCAUUUUUACUGUUUGUUUAUCAAGUUUUAUAUUUGUAGACGAGUUUGAUAUAGAGUAUUGUUUUUCUUCAACUCUGAGUUUAAUAUGUAUUUGCAUCUUUGUCACC